CCUUGGGACACAAGAGUUCACAGUCAAUCAAAGGCUACUAUGCAUAGAGGAUUUAACAAACCAUUGUCAACGGUGUCAUUCCCAUCCAAUAUCAGGACAUUCAUAUUCAACGAUACUUAUAACGUCGCAAUCGAACCAGGCGAUCUCCCCGACUCCAUCACCAACAUCACCUUUGGCAAUGAGUUCAAUCAACCUUUAAAGCCAGGAUCAUUGCCUCGUCAUCUAGAAUCAUUGAUCUUUGGUGCCCAAUACAGUUGCCAACUUGAAGGUUGCUUGCCGUCAUCAUUGAAGACUCUGUACCUUGGCCAAGAUUACAAGAAACAAGUCAUGCCGGGUACACUGCCAGCAUCGCUCACAACCUACCUCAACGAAGGCUUCAAACGUGAGAUCAUACCAGGUUCCCUGCCAUCAUCUCUGACUCAUCUUUGGUUGGCAAACUAUAACAAAACGAUCGCCCCAGGCUCGUUCCCCGACUCUUUGACCCAUUUGCAAUUGGGAUAUGAAUUCAAUCAGACUAUUGAAGCUGGAGCACUUCCACCUCGCUUGGCAACAUUAGAGUUUGGUCGCAUGUUCAACACAUCUCUCGCCCCGGGUGUACUCCCGCGGUCCCUCACAAAGAUAGAGUAUGGCCAUAACUUUGAUUGCAUGUUGAGUCCAAACAUGCUGCCAGCAAACCUACAAUCUUUGGACCUUGGCUACUAUUUCAAUCAACCAAUGGAGGUUGGUACACUGCCCUCCACCCUCAAAUCUCUUCGCCUCAGUAAUAUGUUCGAUCAGAUACUGAAGCCAAAGGUGUUGCCUCAAUCAAUCACUCAUAUGGACUUUGGAUAUUGUUACUCCCAGCCAUUGAUGUCUGCUGACAUACUGCCUCGAUCACUCACAUCGAUCACAUAUAAUAACAAGCUGUUGACAUUGAUCGGCCCAGACACAUUCAAGCAGUGUCGUGUCCAACGAUUGACAUUACUACGAAUCGAGUUUCAGAACCGAACGAUCAUACUUCCACGCAAUGAUCAGUUCAAAGGACACGUCCGCACACUGGUAUUGGACAACUAUCAACAUUACAUCGAUCGAGACGCCAAACUAAUGCAACAGUUCAAGGAUGCCAACAUAUCUCGAUUGAUAAUCAAGUGUGGAGGCAGUACUUUGACAGGAAUUUUACACAAGCUGGACAACAUACACUUGUUGGUGAUGGACCAGAAGUCAAGAGUGAGCAUUAUAACCUGGGACAAACUCAUUCAACUACGUCACAGUACUUUUAUAAACAGUAAU
Messenger RNA from Acytostelium subglobosum LB1, 1269 nucleotides. RefSeq lists its product as hypothetical. The annotation marks the transcript as partial. The transcript has a single exon. The record is from RefSeq and is a predicted model, not a curated record. Lineage: Eukaryota; Evosea; Eumycetozoa; Acytosteliales; Acytosteliaceae.